Molecule: messenger RNA, 1754 nt
Organism: Sciurus carolinensis (gray squirrel)
Lineage: Eukaryota; Metazoa; Chordata; Mammalia; Rodentia; Sciuridae
Gene: Klhdc8a
Product: kelch domain containing 8A
Exons: 6
Coding region: 450-1502 (350 amino acids)
Molecular function (GO): protein binding
Source: RefSeq, a predicted model, not a curated record
AUUCCUGCACAGGUGUGGCGGCUGCGGGUGAAGCUGUGCGUGGAGCCGGCUCGCCGGCCUCCUCCCAGCCCGCAGCUCCGCCGCUCCUUCCUGCUGCUCAUUUGUUCUCAUCUGCAUGUGUGACAGCGGCGUGCGGACUGGGGAAGGACAGAGCGCCCUCUCCCCUGCUCCCGGCGCCGCCGGGCCGGGGCUCCGGGCUCCGGGUGAUGCACUGUCUACUCCUCGCCGCCCCGCUGCUCCGGCCUGGCAGUGACCAGGCUUGGACGCCACCGGACCGCUGAGACUUGAGGGACGGUGAGGCGCUGGCCGGCGUCGGGCUGGAGCACGCGAGCGAGAUGGAGGCGGCAAGAGGGGACACGGGAUCAGACACGGAGUAGUCCGCAAACCCCGGGGCUCGAACUUCCUCUGGCGCUGCGCUGGGACAGGGCGGGCAGGUCCCCGGGGCUGCCAUGGAGGUGCCUAAUGUCAAGGACUUUCAGUGGAAGCGCCUGGCGCCACUUCCUAGCCGCCGGGUCUACUGCUCCCUGCUGGAGACGGGGGGACAGGUCUAUGCCAUCGGGGGAUGUGAUGACAAUGGUGUCCCCAUGGACUGCUUCGAGGUCUACUCCCCCGAGGCCGACCAGUGGACCGCCCUGCCCCCUCUACCCACAUCCCGGGCUGGGGUGGCGGUCACUGCUCUGGGGAAGCGGAUCAUGGUGAUCGGGGGUGUGGGCACAAAUCAGCUGCCCCUGAAGGUCGUGGAGAUGUACAAUAUCGAUGAGGGCAAGUGGAAGAAGAGGAGCAUGCUGCGGGAGGCUGCCAUGGGCAUUUCUGUCACAGCAAAAGAUUACCGAGUGUACGCAGCAGGUGGGAUGGGCCUGGACCUCCGUCCACACAACCACCUCCAGCACUAUGACAUGCUCAAGGACAUGUGGGUGUCACUAGCACCCAUGCCCACCCCGAGAUAUGCUGCCACCUCCUUCCUCCGAGGCUCCAAGAUCUAUGUGCUGGGGGGACGACAGUCCAAGUACGCGGUCAAUGCCUUCGAGGUCUUUGACAUUGAGACUCGCUCCUGGACCAAGUUCCCCAACAUUCCCUGUAAGCGGGCCUUCUCCAGCUUUGUGACCCUGGACAGUCACUUGUACAGCCUGGGAGGCCUGCGGCAGGGUCGGCUCUAUCGGCAGCCCAAGUUCCUGCGGACAAUGGACGUGUUUGACAUGGAACAGGGGGGAUGGCUGAAAAUGGAACGGUCAUUCUUUCUUAAGAAACGACGGGCAGACUUUGUGGCUGGUUCUCUGAGCGGACGGGUCAUAGUGGCCGGGGGACUUGGAAACCAACCCACUGUCCUGGAGACGGCAGAAGCGUUCCACCCAGGGAAGAACAAAUGGGAGGUGCUCCCUCCCAUGCCCACGCCCCGCUGUGCCUGCUCCAGCAUCGUCAUCAAGAAUUGCCUCCUGGCCGUGGGGGGUGUCAACCAGGGUCUGAGUGACGCAGUGGAAGCCCUGUGUGUCUCUGACUCCUAGCUGUCCUGGGCCCAACACCUUUGCCCCAGACUGUAUCACUACAUUCUCAACAUGAGGAAUGGUCUUGUCAAAACAAUUUGGGCUACUUUCCAGAAUGCCCGCUUCCAAAAGAGGAGCUGCUAUUGUCCUUUCCCCAGCUCUGGACUAGUUUUGAGGGUCUCUUGAGAUAAAAGAUGGACUAGAAGGGCUGGGGAUAUAGCUUGGUUGGUAGAGUGCUUGCCUUGCAAGCACAAAGGCCCUGGGUUCAAAUCC